UGGCCGCUCUUUUUUACUUUUUUUUAUUUUUUUUUUUUUGAGGCGUCAAUGCUGAGUAAUUUGUAGUCACUGUAGGUAUUCGUUGUUGAUGCUGCAACAGGAUCUGAAACUGGUAUACGAGGAUGACAGGGGGGUUUAAAGGGCUGCUGCUGCUCUCUCUGUGUCUGGUGGUGUGGACAGUCCCAAUAGAUCGCAACGCAGACACCAUUCAUGAGGAAAAAGCAGAAGAGAAUGUGGACACUGGUCUGUACUAUGAUCGCUACCUGAGGGAGGUGAUUGAGGUGUUGGAAACAGACCCUCACUUUAGAGAAAAACUCCAGACAGCCAACACUGAGGAUAUCAAGAAUGGGCGCCUCAGUAAGGAGCUGGAUUUGGUGGGACACCAUGUGAGGACCCGACUGGAUGAACUAAAGAGACAGGAGGUGUCACGCCUCAGGAUGCUGCUUAAGGCUAAAUUGGACAGCACCAAUGCACAGAGUGUUCAGAUGGAUCAUGCCUCUUUGUUGAAGCAGUUUGAACAUCUGGAUGCUCACAAUCAGAACACUUUUGAGGCCAAAGACCUAGAGCUUCUUAUUGCCACGGCCACUAAAGACCUAGAGAAUUACGAUGCAGAGCGUCAUGAAGAGUUUAAGCGGUAUGAGAUGCUGAAGGAACACGAGCGGAGGGAGUACCUGAAAAGUUUGGACCAGGAGAAGAGAGAAAAGGAGGAGAGGAGAAUUGAGGAGCUUAAAGAAAAACACCGGCAACAUCCUAAAGUUAAUGCUCCGGGUAGUGUGGAUCAGUUACGUGAGGUUUGGGAGGAGACAGAUGGGUUGGAUCCACAGGAGUUUAAUCCCAAGACUUUCUUUAAGCUGCACGACACAAAUGGCGAUGGUCUGUUGGAUGAGCAAGAGCUGGAGGCCCUCUUCACAAAAGAGCUGGAAAAGGUGUAUGAUCCAAAGAAUGAAGAGGAUGACAUGAUGGAAAUGGAGGAAGAGAGGCUGAGAAUGCGAGAACAUGUCAUGCAAAACGUUGAUAUCAAUCGUGAUAGGCUGGUCAGCCUGGAAGAGUUCCUCAAAUCAACGGAGAAGAGAGAGUUUAACAACCCAAAGGAAUGGGAGACACUAGAUGACACAAAGCCAGUGUACACAGAAGAGGAGCUGCAGCGCUUUGAGGCAGAACUUCAGGAUAAGGAGGUGGAGCUUGGGAGAAGGGCAGAGACACUAAGACAGGAACAGGAACUUCUCAAAGAGAGAAGCAAAGCUCUGGAGGCUCAGAAAAUAGAAUAUCAGCAGGCAGUAAUGGAGAUGUCACAAAAACAAAAGGAGCAACAGGCAGUUAACAGACAACCUCCCUCUAGGCCUAAUGGUGAACUUCUGUUUCAACAAGAGAUCCAGAAACUAACAAAUGAAGACAGUCCAGUGGUUAAAGUCCCUGUUGAUCAGAAUGGUGAUGUUCAGAAUAAGCUGCCAGCUGAGCCACCACAGAAUCUGCCUCAGCACACUUCCUAACACACUCACUUCUAUCUGCUUUUAACUUGAAAGGACUUGGAGCCUUUAUGGCAUACUCACCUCAGUAUGCACACCUCAAACACACUCUCAUGUUGUCAUGUUCUGCUUCAUCCUCAACCAAAUCUGUCCGAUCCCUAAAACUGUGGUAACCUUAAAGACCAUUGUAGUCUCUCUUGGGAACCUGUAUGCUUGCUGUAUUAGUUGAUGUGAGGAGAGAAAGAAUUCUUGGUAAAAGUCACCUUUGCCCUGGUUUCUUUAAGGUUUACCGUCUUGAUUUGCUUUUUAAAGCGCAACAGUGAAAUUAGAAAAAGCUUCAGAUUGUUUCUUGAAAAAAUGUAAUAAUAUAGUGUGGAUCACAAGUUUUUCUGAUAUGAGGUUUACUUAUAGAGGAGCACAAAUCCAUAAACCAAACAUAUGGAGCUUAUUCAGAGUGGCGCCAUAUACCAUUUUUGACAGGAAUACAAGGCUGCGAGGGAUAGACUUGCAGUGUCUUCAACUCGUGUUGAUCGCACAGCUGAAAAAACAUCUUUCCAAAAACAUUUCUUUAGACAAAAACUAAGAAAAUCCGAGUUGUGAAAAUUAGAUUUGAUGUAGGACCUUUAGACAGCUAUCCUUCACAGCCUUGUUUUCACUAAUGUCAAGAAACUAAAUAUGGUGCUACUCUGAAGAAGGGCUAUUAUUGAGAUAUGUGCAAUUAAUCUAUUUUCUUGAUGUAAUAUCAAAUCCCAAUAAUUUUAUGACAGUAUUGUAUUUCUUUCGUUUAAUAAAUGAUAUUUAAAAAACUUA
Molecule: messenger RNA, 2276 nt
Organism: Myxocyprinus asiaticus (Chinese sucker)
Lineage: Eukaryota; Metazoa; Chordata; Actinopteri; Cypriniformes; Catostomidae
Gene: nucb1
Product: nucleobindin 1
Exons: 13
Coding region: 123-1490 (455 amino acids)
Cellular component (GO): extracellular exosome; endoplasmic reticulum-Golgi intermediate compartment
Molecular function (GO): calcium ion binding
Source: RefSeq, a predicted model, not a curated record